Messenger RNA from Lithohypha guttulata, 1791 nucleotides. RefSeq lists its product as uncharacterized. The record is from RefSeq and is a predicted model, not a curated record. Gene Ontology annotation, biological process: cell-cell adhesion. The transcript has a single exon. Gene Ontology annotation, molecular function: myosin binding. Bases 1 to 1791 code for a protein of 596 amino acids. Gene Ontology annotation, cellular component: plasma membrane. NCBI's taxonomy places the organism in Eukaryota, Fungi, Ascomycota, Eurotiomycetes, Chaetothyriales, Trichomeriaceae.
AUGAACGCCCUAAUAUACGAAGACUCUCCCCUUGCGGAAUUGCUGGAACUCGAAGGGGAAGCAGUCCCGACCGAAAUUGCCCAAGAAGAGACACCGCCGUCUUUUGCUCCUCGAAGUCCGCCUAAUCUACAGGACAGGCUGCGAACAAUAAGGCGAAGCGCUACUUCGAUCCAACCUACGUCAAGCGAACAAAUACUCGAGCAAUUCCGGUACCUAAUCGUCGCAUCUCAUCUAUUAUCGGACGAUGCACCUUCACGACCAGUUGGAAAUGAAUCGAGAGGACGGGAUAGGAGUUUGGUGUACGGCGCAGCAACGACUGUCGCACUCUCUUUCAUAACAGCAUGGGGUUUACAUUGGCUGAGGACACGAGGGGACACAAUCAGAGCUUUGUCGAAAGUCGAGCUCGCCCUAUACUGCACGAUAUCUUUCUGUUUAGGAGUCGCCGUCCUGCUUUUUGUCAGACACCAAUAUUCCAAAUAUGUUCAGAAAACUGCCGCUGCAAGUCUAACGCGUCUAGUUAACGACUCUCAUUCAUUCGAUGUGACAGCUGGGAAGACGCUGAGGUUUAUCCAAGAGAUCGAGCUCGUGGCUCGUGGCUACGACAUUGCGAGCACUCCUCUCCCGCCCAUCAGUCGUCUAGAAGAUAGGAAAGCUAUAAGACGAUGCCAAAAGCUACGAACUGAACUGGCUGAAACCUUGAACCUGUUGAUCACACUGUACGUCGAGAGCCACAACAUUCUACAAUCCUUUGUUGUUCCUCAGGAUUUACAACGAUACCACGAUAUCUACGAGAUUUCCCUAGCUGAAUAUUCAGACGCGAUUCGUGUUGCGAAUGAGUCGUCCCAAGAAGCAAGCACAUUGCUUAAAGAGUUAAGAUUUGCGUCACGAUUACAUGCAGUUGCAAGGAAGGUGUUUCUAUGUGACCUGCUCGCGCUCAGAACUACCCAUGGUUGGCACCGUGUGCGACAAUGGAGGUCUGUGCAAAUGAUUUUACGAGAGAUCGAGGCGGAAACAUUCUGUAGACAGCAAAGCCUUGAGUCUCACGUGCACGAGGAAGAAUUCGGUGUCACUGCGGACUUACAGCAGAGGAGGAACCUGUCCGAAUCCAUGAGUGCCAGCCCUAUGUUUCAGUCACCUCGUUCAAAACAAUUCAAGCUGCAAAUGCGUCGUUUCGAGGAUGUCGCACAAGGUGUUCGAGCUUUGAAUGCUAAAAUUCAUGUCUUCAAUGAAGAGCUGUCUGGGCUCGAGUCUGCUAACACAGACGAAGCGGUCCUGGCAUCGGCGCUGACUAAGCACUACGAAGCACUAGGUACCGAUAUCAGAGCUCUGCAAACAGAUUGGGACAGAGGCAAAUCCUCCCUGCUUCUGAAUAUCUCAACCGACUACCGAUUACGACCUGGAAGCCUCAGUCCGCAUACCCCAGUCUCACCCAGCCCUGGCCAGGGCGGCUUCACCAUCGUGGACGCCGGCACACCCGCAGACGCCCUGCGACACCUAAAUGGUGACGAUAGAUCAUCCAGAUCAUCAGACGCGACUCUCUACGACGAGGAAGUCUUCGAGGCAAUCUCCAAACCAACACCAAGAAAACGCAUGUCCAUGGCUGGUAUGACCCGAGACGAGAAAAUCGCAAAACUGAACGAGGAAAGGCGCAAGCGCGCCACGAUACAAGAGCAAUCCGAUACCACAACGAACAUGCUCAGAGAAUUACAGAUCGUCCUCAAACAUCGCCCACACACAAGAUCUCCGAGCACCCCGACUACACCACUCGCCUCGCGGAUAGUGUCUUUGUGA